Molecule: messenger RNA, 267 nt
Organism: Linum trigynum
Lineage: Eukaryota; Viridiplantae; Streptophyta; Magnoliopsida; Malpighiales; Linaceae
Source: the annotation of a GenBank genome assembly
AUGGCGGAUAUUGCGAUUCUGGUGGCGGAAGAGUACGAGAGGAGAUUGAAUCGGGAGAGAAGGAGUUCGGUUUCUGCUGCUGCUUCGGAGAGGAAAGUUGAUUGUGCUCGUCUGGUGGAGAUCAAUGCGAACUGGGAAUCCACUGCUGCUGCUGCUGCUGGAAGCUUGAGGAGCAAGAUGGUGGAGCUUGUGAAGAACAAGAAGGUCGCUAUAGAGCCCAAGUCACAGAUUAGCCUAGCUGCUUCUACUGGAUACUUUUCGGCCUGA